AUGGAGUGCGCCCUCCUGCUCGCGUGCGCCCUCUCGGCCGCGGGGUCCCGCUCGCGGUGGGGUCCCGCAGGGCUGGGACGCUGGGCCAAGGCGUUCCAGCUGUGCUGCUUCUGCUGUGCAUCGGUCGCCAUGGCCAUAGACAUUGAGAAUAGUGAUGGCAACGGAUUAAAUGACGAUUACGUCUUUGUCACACCAGUGGAAGUGGACUCGGGCGGGUCGUAUAUUUCACACGACAUUUUGCACAACGGCAGGAAAAAGCGAUCGGCGCAGAGUGCCAGGAGCUCCCUGCACUACCGAUUUUCAGCAUUUGGACAGGAACUACACUUAGAACUUAAACCCUCCGCGAUUUUGAGCAGUCACUUUAUGGUCCAGGUACUUGGGAAAGACGGUGCUUCUGAGACUCGGGAACCCACAGUGCGACGAUGUUUCUAUCAGGGAUUUAUCAGAAAUGACAGCUUCUCCUCUGUUGCUGUGUCUACGUGUGCUGGCUUGUCAGGUCUAAUAAGGACACGAAAAAAUGAAUUCCUCAUCUCACCGUUACCUCAGCUGCUGGCCGAGGCACACAACUACAGCUCCCCUGCGGGUCACCAUCCUCAUGUACUGUACAAAAGGACAGCAGAGAAGAAGGCCCAGGGGUACCAUGGCUCCCCUGGCUCCCACUGGACUUACCCUGGUCACUCCCCAAGUCACACACCCCCUGCGUCCCAGAGUCGAGAGACAGAGUACCACCAUCGAAGGUGGCAAAAGCAGCAUUUUUGUGGACGACGCAAGAAAUAUUUCCCCAAGCCUCCCACAGAGGACACCUAUCUAAGAUUUGAUGAAUAUGGGAACUCAGGACGGCCCAGGAGAUCAGCUGGAAAGACACAAAAGGGCCUAAACGUGGAAACCCUGGUGGUGGCAGACAGGAAGAUGGUGGAAAAGCAUGGCAAGGGGAAUGUCACCACAUAUAUUCUCACAGUCAUGAACAUGGUUUCUAGCUUAUUUAAAGAUGGGACCAUUGGGAGUGACAUAAACAUUGUUGUGGUCAGCCUCAUUCUUUUGGAACAAGAACCUGGAGGACUACUGAUCAACCAUCAUGCAGACCAGUCUCUGAAUAGCUUCUGUCAGUGGCAGUCUGCUCUUGUUGGGAAGAAUGGCAAGAGGCAUGACCAUGCCAUUCUGCUUACGGGGUUUGACAUCUGUUCCUGGAAGAAUGAACCAUGUGACACUCUAGGGUUUGCCCCUAUCAGCGGAAUGUGUAGUAAGUACCGAAGUUGUACCAUCAAUGAAGACACGGGACUUGGCCUGGCUUUCACCAUCGCUCAUGAGUCAGGGCACAACUUCGGCAUGAUUCAUGAUGGUGAAGGGAACCCCUGCAGGAAGGCUGAAGGCAAUAUCAUGUCUCCCACACUGACUGGGAACAAUGGGGUCUUCUCAUGGUCUUCAUGCAGUCGACAAUAUCUCAAGAAAUUCCUUAGCACACCUCAGGCUGGAUGUCUAGUGGAUGAGCCCAAGCAAACAGGGCAGUAUAAAUAUCCAGACAAGCUACCAGGACAGAUUUAUGAUGCCGACACACAGUGCAAGUGGCAGUUUGGAGCAAAAGCCAAGUUAUGCAGCCUUGGCUUUGUGAAGGACAUUUGCAAAUCACUUUGGUGCCACCGAGUGGGUCACAGGUGUGAGACCAAAUUUAUGCCUGCAGCAGAAGGGACCGUUUGUGGCUUGAGCAUGUGGUGUCGACAAGGCCAGUGUGUAAAAUUUGGGGAGCUUGGACCCCGGCCUAUACAUGGCCAGUGGUCUGCCUGGUCAAAGUGGUCAGAAUGUUCCCGGACUUGUGGUGGAGGCGUCAAGUAUCAGGAGAGACACUGCAAUAAUCCCAAGCCUCAGUAUGGUGGCAAGUUUUGUCCUGGGUCUGGCCGUAUUUAUAAGCUAUGCAACAUCAACCCUUGUAAUGAAAACAGCCUGGAUUUUCGAGCCCAGCAGUGUGCAGAAUAUAACAGCAAACCUUUCCGUGGAUGGUUCUACCAGUGGAAGCCCUACAUGAAGGUGGAAGAGGAAGAUCGAUGUAAACUGUACUGCAAGGCUGAGAACUUUGAUUUUUUUUUCGCCAUGUCCGGCAAGGUGAAAGAUGGGACUCCUUGCUCCUCACACAAAAACGACGUUUGUAUCAAUGGGAUUUGUGAACCAGUGGGAUGUGAUCAUGAACUUGGCUCUAAAGCAGUUUCAGAUGCGUGUGGAGUUUGCAAAGGUGAUAAUUCGACUUAAUUUUACAAAGGCCUGUACCGCAACCAACAUAAAGCAAAUGAAUAUCAUCCAGUGGUCAUCAUUCCUGUUGGGGCCAGAAAUAUUGAAAUCCAAGAGCUGCAGAUGUCCUCCAGUUAUCUUGCCGUUCGAAGCCUCAGUCAAAAGUAUUACCUCACUGGGGGCUGGAGCAUUGACUGGCCUGGGAACUUCCCUUUUGCUGGGACCACGUUCGAGUACCAACGCUCAUUUAACCGCCCGGAACGUCUGUACGCACCAGGACCCACGAACGAGACACUGGUCUUCGAAAUUCUGAUGCAAGGCAAAAAUCCAGGGAUAGCUUGGAAGUAUGCACUUCCCAAAGUCAUGAAUGGAACUCAGCCAGCCACAAAAAGACACCACCAUGCCUGGACCACAGUGCAGUCGGACUGCUCCGUCUCCUGUGGUGGAGGUUACAUAAGCAUAAAGGCCAUUUGCUUACGAGACCAAAACACUCAAGUCAAUUCUUCAUUCUGCAACCUAAGAACCAAGCCAACAACGGAACCCAAAACAUGCAAUGCUUUCUCCUGCCCAGCUUACUGGAUGCCAGGUGAAUGGAGCGUGUGCAGCAAGUCGUGUGCUGGGGGCCAGCAGAGCCGAAAGAUCCAGUGUGUGCAGAAGAAGCCCUUCCAAAAGGAAGGGGCAGUGGUGCAUUCCCUCUGCCCAGUGAGCACACCCACUCAGGUUCAAGUGUGCAACAGCCAUCCCUGUCCUCCAGAGUGGAGUCUUGGGCCCUGGUCACAGUGUUCCAAGACAUGUGGACGAGGAGUGAGGAGGCGUGAGCUCCUGUGCAAAAACUCUGCUGCAGAGACGCUCCCUGAGAGCCUGUGCACCAGCAGCCUCAGACCUGAGGUUCAAGAAGGAUGUGUGCUAGGACGAUGUCCCAAAAACAACAGGCUAGAGUGGGUCGCCUCUUCGUGGAGCGAGUGUUCUACAACCUGUGGUUUGGGUGUGAGGAAGAGAGGCAUGAAAUGCAGUGAGAAGACCUUGCAGGGAAAACUGGUAACUUUCCCAGAACGAAGAUGCCGCAAUAUUAAGAAACCAAACCUGAACUUGGAAGAAACUUGCAACCUAAGGGCUUGUCCAGUGUCCAACAUGGCAGCUGGAUGGUAUUCAUCACCAUGGCAACAGUGCACAGUCACCUGUGGGGGAGGGGUCCAGACACGAUCCGUCCAUUGUGUCCAGCAAGGCCGGCCUUCCUCCAGUUGUCUGCUCCAUCAGAAGCCUCCAGUACUCCGAGCCUGUAACACAAACUUUUGUCCAGCUCCUGAAAAGAGAGAGGAUCCAUCCUGUGUAGAUUUCUUCAGCUGGUGUCACCUGGUUCCUCAGCAUGGUGUCUGCAAUCACAAAUUUUAUGGUAAACAGUGCUGCAAGUCAUGUACAAGGAAGAGCUGACCUUGACAGCCUCCUCCCCUGCUUAGGACAAGGGGCUGACCUUUCAAUCUCUAGGGAGACCAGCCACCUUU
This is a messenger RNA of Castor canadensis (American beaver), 3722 nucleotides long. It is a transcript of the gene Adamts18, whose product is annotated as ADAM metallopeptidase with thrombospondin type 1 motif 18. Gene Ontology annotation, biological process: extracellular matrix organization; proteolysis. Gene Ontology annotation, cellular component: extracellular matrix. The record is from RefSeq and is a predicted model, not a curated record. Lineage: Eukaryota; Metazoa; Chordata; Mammalia; Rodentia; Castoridae. Gene Ontology annotation, molecular function: metalloendopeptidase activity.